Molecule: messenger RNA, 567 nt
Organism: Saprolegnia parasitica CBS 223.65
Lineage: Eukaryota; Oomycota; Saprolegniomycetes; Saprolegniales; Saprolegniaceae
Exons: 7
Coding region: 1-567 (188 amino acids)
Biological process (GO): mitochondrial protein processing; mitochondrial proton-transporting ATP synthase complex assembly
Cellular component (GO): extrinsic component of mitochondrial inner membrane
Molecular function (GO): metalloendopeptidase activity
Source: RefSeq, a predicted model, not a curated record
AUGGACAUCCCCGACUGCUACGACGCCCUCCAGGAGGCGCUCAAGGAGCCCCGCCCCAAGCAGCUCGUGACCGAGAUCAAUGCUCACCUCGAGACGGCCAACGCGACGAACGGCCAGGCCAAGAAGCUCCAGUUUCUCUGCGUCGACUGCAAGCAAGAAGGGGUCGAAGGCAAAGCCCGCGCCUUCUUUGCCGCACCGCCCGCCAUUGUGCUCUGUGCCAACCGCCUUCGGACGCCCAACGACGUGUCCGAGGUCAUUGUGCACGAGCUCAUUCACGCCUACGACUACACCGUGCGCGGCAUGGAUCUCACCAUCCCCGACGUGCUUGCGUGCAGUGAAGUGCGGUCGGCGCGCGAGUCCGAGUGCUACCAAAAGGCCGACCACUUUUGCAAAACAAGCACGGCUGCACUCGGUGCCCGCGCCUGCGAGUGGUGGACGCACAAGUGCGUCAAGGACAAUGCGACCCAAGCGACUUCGUCGAUGCUGCCAGCCACCGAAGCCAAAGAGCGCGUCCAGGCCGUCUUCCUCAAGUGCUUUGCCGACCACGCGCCGUUCUCGCAGCAGUAG